This is a messenger RNA of Pangasianodon hypophthalmus (striped catfish), 5737 nucleotides long. RefSeq names its product sodium/potassium/calcium exchanger 3. The record is from RefSeq and is a predicted model, not a curated record. Gene Ontology annotation, cellular component: membrane. Gene Ontology annotation, molecular function: calcium channel activity; calcium, potassium:sodium antiporter activity. The coding region runs from base 348 to 2153 and encodes 601 amino acids. Lineage: Eukaryota; Metazoa; Chordata; Actinopteri; Siluriformes; Pangasiidae. The transcript is spliced from 17 exons. Gene Ontology annotation, biological process: calcium ion transmembrane transport; intracellular calcium ion homeostasis.
GAGUGAGAGAGAGAGAGAGUGUGUGAGAGAGAGUGCGUGUGUGUGUGUGUGUGUGUGAGUGUGUGAGAGAGAAACAGAGAGGGAGACGUUUCCCAGCCGUGAGGCAUGUGAGUAAAUCCUGAACUCCCGUACGUCGAGUCGCUCGCGCGCUUCGAAACGGCCGCCGCGGAACCGUUAGCGUUUAGGCGCGCGCUGAAGAUGCAUCCAAACAACUUCGAAUUGAAGGCAAACGGAGCGUAGGAGCGGCGACCUCAAAAGUUUUCCAAGUCAGUCGGAGAGGAAGCGCGGCCACGGGACCUCAGGACGGUGAAUAAUAAUGUUCUGAAGCGGGGGGAAGAGAAAAGGCGAUGAAGCCGGUGACGCGGAGCGGGAGGCGGCGGCCCUUCGCGCGCCUCUGCUGCGGCGGUUUCGGGCUGCUCGCGCUCGCGUGCCUCGCGCGCCUCCAACACCUGACAGUGACAGAACCUUCAAGCUCAGACCCGGCUGAAGACGUCGGCCAUGACUGGAUUGGACGCAAACUGAUGCAAGACAGAAUCGAGAACCACACUCUAGAACCUCCUCGAGCAGCCAUCCAUGAGUUCCCUGAAGACAUCUUUACUAAGGAACAGAGGAAGAGGGGGGCCGUGCUGCUACAUGUGCUAUGUGCCAUUUACAUGUUCUACGCUCUCGCUAUCGUCUGUGAUGACUACUUCGUUCCCUCCCUGGAGAAGAUCUCAGAGAACCUGCACCUCAGUGAGGAUGUAGCUGGGGCUACAUUCAUGGCUGCUGGAAGCUCCGCCCCUGAGCUCUUCACCUCUCUGAUUGGUGUAUUCAUCACUAAGGGGGAUGUGGGAGUGGGAACGAUUGUCGGGUCAGCUGUCUUCAACAUCCUUGUCAUCAUCGGCGUGUGUGGCAUCUUCGCUGGUCAGACGGUGGCUCUUACCUGGUGGUCUCUGUUCCGAGACUCACUCUACUACAUCCUCUCAGUUCUGGCUUUGAUCUUGGUCAUCUAUGAUGAGAGGGUUGUGUGGUGGGAGUCCAUGCUCCUGAUCUCCAUGUACGGAGUUUACAUUCUCAUCAUGAAGUUUAACAGUCAGAUUGCGAGCUUCGUGGAGCACCAUUGCGGUGGUCCAGGCCGGUGCUGCCUGCGAGGAGAAGCCCCUCGAAUCGACGACACUGUGGAGGAUGGAGCCAACUGCAAUACCUCCAUGGUGCUUCUAAGAAAAGGUCAGCCUGGCGCAGCACAGCAGGAAUCUCCAGUAGUGAUGGUGGAUGAGCUGCUGAUCCUCAGGCCUCACCAGCUCUCUUUCCCAGAGGCGGGGCUACGCAUCAUGAUCACGCCCCAUUUCUCACCUCGCACUCGUCUCAGCAUGGCCGGCCGCGUACUCAUCAGCGAAAGACAGAGGCUGAUAAGGGAAUCAGGGCAGAGGGGAAGCCCAGUGAAGACAUUUGGCUCGGGAGGGAUUGAGAACGGAGGGAGUGUGGAGAGACCCCUUCAGGAUGGAGAGAGGAUAGACAUAGAUGGAGCUGUGAAAGCAGAUAACCCUCAGCCUGAGGAAGAGGAGGAUGGGGAUGAAAUCUUCAGACCUCUCCGUCUGCCAGAUGGUUGUGCAGCCCGUGUUAAGUGGGUAGUAUCAUGGCCACUGGGUGUGCUGCUGUACUACACCGUGCCCAACUGCAUUCUGCCCCGCUGGCAUCGCUGGUUCAUGGUCACCUUCAUCACCUCCACGCUCUGGAUUGCCAUCUUCUCCUACCUGAUGGUGUGGAUGGUCACCAUUAUCAGCUACACGCUGGACAUCCCGGAUUAUAUCAUGGGCAUCACGUUCUUGGCAGCGGGCACCAGUGUGCCGGAUUGCAUGGCUAGCCUGAUCGUAGCUCGCCAAGGUAUGGGAGACAUGGCGGUGUCUAACUCAAUAGGCAGUAAUAUAUUUGACAUCUUGCUUGGUUUGGGCUUCCCAUGGGUGCUCAGAACGCUUGUGGUCGAACAUGGAUCAUCGGUGUUCAUCAACAAUAAAGGUCUGGUGUACUCAGUUAUCCUGCUACUAGCAUCCGUCUUCCUCACUGUGCUGAGUGUUCACCUGAACGGCUGGAAGCUGGACCGGCGUUUGGGUUUGUGCCUCAUGCUGCUUUACUCAAUCUUCCUCCUCUGCUCCAUCCUCUUCGGGCAGCUUUAAAAAAAAAAAAUCCUAUCCAUCCUGACUUACAUCCACAAGUCCACCAGUCAAACCAGUUUAGUUCUCGUUUUGAGUUUGAUUCAUUCACACUGGACAUGGUGUUAACCUGAGCUGAAUCUCAGGCCAAGCAGAGACAGUGGAGGAAACUAAAGAGGGACAGAUGGACUAAUAGCUCAGAAUGAAAGAUUCUGAAGCCGCCUCUGUCCGGACGACUAAUGCAGUUACACUGUACAUGUACAGCUUUGUUUUUCAGUUCACACACUGAAUCAUUUCAAAGAGAGUGCCACUUCAUCCAUAAAAGCACCGCUGCCUACUCCUGAGUAGAUAAAACAGCAGUAAAGGUGAUCAUAUAUCGUUCUGAGUUCAAAGUUGUAGCAUUGCUCCUAAAACGUCCAUCUUCUUCAUUGUGGCUGCGUGUUUAGGAACAUGUCAGUAUGAAACAAAUCAGCCUGGAUGAACAAUUGCCUCAGAAUCACAACACAUUUAUAUUCACUUUUAUUCCUUCGGAAGAUGCUUUAUCCAAAGUGGCAUACAAGUGAGACAAAAUCCAAGCACAGACUCCGAUCCAAGCACAACUGAACAGUCGAAGGAUCUGAGAUUUGAACUCACAACAUUGUAGGACACAACUUUAACCACAGAUAUGAAACCAGUAGUAUGAGACCUGAAAACAUGAUGAGGAGCCAGUUGCACCAGCUGAACGCAAGUUCGAUCGGAAGUGACGGUGUAAAGAACUAGCACGGUUCAGAAUUUUGCAAAACAGAGACUGAGUAUAUCAUACCUCAAAGUGCGUAAAACUAUCAUAGAUGAAAUGUUUUGUGAUGUAUACACCAUAACCAGCCAAUCAGAAACAUGAUUUGACGUUAACAGGAAACACUACAUCCACAACCCACAUGGGUAUAGAAACAGGGAAGUGGUUAAUAUCUGUCUAUAUCGGUUUGAUGCCAUGUUCAUUUACACGCUCUGAUACCAACAUCUCGUGCCACGUUGUCCUAGUGCGUGUUCCCUCACUAAUAAACAGCGAUCUGGACGUUUUUCACAGAGUAAUGAUGACAAUCAAAGCAAACUGCAAACUGUGCUCUGCAAAAAUAUCAAAAGGAGGACUUACAGGAUCUUCCUACAAUACAAGUAACCUGAUUAAUCAUCUUCAACAUAAAACUCAAGGAGUACGAGGAGAUCAUUACUAGCAGCGAACACUAGCUAGGAAAGAAAAAUGUCUACUGACAAUGCUAGGUGAGUGAAAAUACCCAGCUCUUACCCAGUAUGUUGUUCUUGACAGUCAGCCACUAUAUGCCACGAAAUGGAAGAAAAAUGUAGGCAAACGUACCAAUGCACUUUUUUCCGAAAAAUAGAAUAAAGUCCUCUCUUCACUGCAACCCAGCUCAAGCCAAGGUAACUAAUGUAGCUAGCUAAUUCAUCAGCACUUCAUUGGAAAUCAACUAGCUAAUGUUAUAAAGAACAAACAUAGUAGCCUAAGUGUGUGAACAUUGGGGAAACAUAAACAAAGCUAAAUAAAAUGUUCCAAUACAUGAUUAAGUAACUUACUCAUUUCGACGAUUAAGUAACUUACUCAUUUCGUUAUCAGUUUUGGUAUUGUUUAAUAUCAAAAAACAUAUACAAAAUCAAUGAUAUAAUAAAGUUGUAGUUUUAUUUAUGGCAAAUGUUGCAUAUACUAGGGGUGGGUGUAGGUUUUAAGUCAUAAAGUUCAAGGAACAAAAACUGAAAAUGAAUGAAAUUUUUCACUUAACUGAAAACAACAAAUUGCUAAACUAGUCAAUAACGUUUUUUUUUUUUUUUUUCCAUUGGAGUGUGAUUUCAGGAAAGUAUAGCCUAACUCUAAAUGUUUUCCCAAUAGACCAAAAUUCUUAAAGUACUUUUCCUUAAGUAUUUUUCCUACAAUGCUAAUAAAAGAAUUUAAAAAAUGCAUUAUUCUGUUCUGGUUAAAUGCAUUAUUUGGUUUUAUUUAUGUUCUAGGCUUCCUAUAAACAGAGUAGGUUAUCAUACAUAAAUAGUGUUACUUACCAUUCUUUUAUUUCCUUCUAACUGGUUUCCAACUAAUAUCAUAAUAUAAAAUACUUUUAUAUUUUAUUUUAUAUCAUUUCUGUUCCAAACAAACCAAAACGAGAUCCCGGCUUGGUAAAACUGUUCAUUUUUUAUUUCGUCACUUAGUUAGUAAACUCAAAGAUGCUGACAUUAACAUUCAGACUUGGCUACGAUCGCUCUUACUUCAGCUGGUGCAACCGGAUGCAGGUGUUUACUGUAUAAAUGAAGAGAAGUGGUUUCAGGUCUUUUGCAGAAGUUCACCUUUUGUGUGCUGUGAUUUUUUUUUUUCUCCCAGUAAUAACUCUGCGUGUUGAAUCAUGCAUGCACCUGUCAGGUAGGAACAGCUCGUUCAGCUCCGAUUUCUCACCUCUAACGUUACAAUUAGUUCGACUUGUGUUUGUAUACUGUAUGUAAUCUUGUGUUCGUAAAGUAACUGUUUUGCACUGACUGUAGCAAUACUUCAGAACUGUGGACAAGGACGUCCCUGUGUGUUUCAGAUUUUAUUAGAGUAACUAGACCUACAGAGAUUUACUAGUAGCAUUUCCUGCACACAAAGAGGCUCAUUGUUUUUUCUUCACAGCUUUGAAACAGAUUUUUAGGAAACAUGACGUGAACUCUUUGGAUUUUUAGCAUUUCUAGAAUAGCACUGUUACUAUUUAAGUUUUUGCAGUGAGCGUCACGAUGUUUGAUAAAAGUUUGUACGGGUUUUGUUAUCCUGGUUGUGUAUGUUUAGGUACGAUCAAUGUUUAUAUUACUGAGAUCUUGAAAUAUAUAUAAGUGUGUACAGCAUUAUUAGCAUUAAAAGUAUAAAAAGUCUUCUUUAUUGUGGCUGAAUGUUUACUAAAAAAAAUUGACAUAGUUUUAUAAAGAACAGAUGUCAGAACCUAGAUUUGUGAUGUUUUUAAUAUUUAUAAAGACUGAAGAAAACAGUAUAAAGUAUAUUGAUAUAGUGUGACUUAUGUUUAGGGCAUGUUUUUAAACCUGUGUUUGAUGGACUGCGUCCUUCCAAAUAUCUUACAGUAGGAUAUGAGUUGUCAAUUAGUCAGAUUAUUGAUUAUCCCCUUAUUUGUCAGAAUGUUUUCCGUAAGAAUUAGAUGUCUUAGUUGAUGUAUAUAUUUAUUUACAAAUUAUUUGUCUUGUUUCUUGAUUAUGGAUUGUAUUUAAAAAAAAAAAAAUCCCUAAUAUAUAUUACGUCACUCAUGUUACUGAACAUUUUCCACUGUAUUGUCACUUUUACCCUCACAUGAGGACUGUACCAUUUGGUUUAUUUCAAGCACACUAGUAUUUAGAAAAGUUACGUUUGUUCACUCCCAACCUUGUGUUCAUUUUUUUAUUUUUUGUGCUCAUCUGUGAGAAGUUCCUCAUCGUCACCGGCUUUAAUGAAGGCUUCAAAGCUCCUCAAAGGAACGGUUUCAUAAAUUUCACUCAUGAAAAUCAUGACACCACAAAAGAAAGGGAACUGUAUCAUGUAGACUCAAAUAAAGUAACUAUUAGAAACCUUUGUAUGUUGUUGAGUGCAAUAAACAAACCAAUGUGCAAUAAGA